This is a messenger RNA of Dibothriocephalus latus, 876 nucleotides long. Lineage: Eukaryota; Metazoa; Platyhelminthes; Cestoda; Diphyllobothriidea; Diphyllobothriidae. The record is from the annotation of a GenBank genome assembly.
AUGAGUUCUGCUGACUACUACCACUACUAUUUUAAAUUCCGCCUUUCCAGCAAAGUGGCACGGCAGUUUACUCGAGUGAUACCGCAAACCAACAACCCAGUGUGGGUGCACACCUUCGCUUACAACGACUUCGCAAGGGAGGAUGUCAAUGCCCAUGAACUAGAAGUGGCCGUAUUCGACUCCAAUAAUGACCAUGUAGCUCUUGUGGGUGAGGUGUUGAUCGACCUUAGUGUGGCGGACCUCUCAGGACGAGCUUACUGGUAUCCAAUUCCACAAGUCUGGAACUCUAGAACCAAUCCGGAAAGUUCUAGCCGGAAUGGGCAUUACAUGGGUAUUCAUGGGUAUACUGAAAGUGUCCAGUCCUCGCCAGACGAAACAGCCAGGGUUGGUGAAUCCUGGACCAGAUCGGUGUACACCUAUGUACUAAUCUAUGUCCCGAUCGACAACCGGCAAAGACGUCGACCCGUUGGCUCAGUAGAUAGGAUGUUCGUCUCUAGCUCACUGGUCGCGUGUUCGAAACUCGAGUGUAGCGGCAGUUCCUGUGGCUAUAUUGGAGUUGGGUCGCAUCCGAGACUGGUGGCUGUCAACAAGCUCCUAAAGUUUUGUCUCAAGACGUAUUUUACCUUCAACGAAACUAUCUACGAGCAGGUGAAGGGCACGCCCGUGGGUUCGCCCAUUUCCGGACUCAUAGUAGAGGCAAUCCUGCAACAGUUGGAGUCGCUGGUUUUCCGACACCACAGACCGAAAUUCUCGGCUUGGAUUCCGCGGUUCACUGUCUCUGAGGAUGAUCAGAGUUUCCUAUCUGAUGGCUCCGAGGUCUCCGAGUUCUCCGACUUCUCCAAACUGAGUCUUCAAUCACCGCCGGCAAACUCAGGG